Molecule: messenger RNA, 1373 nt
Organism: Ostrea edulis (European flat oyster)
Lineage: Eukaryota; Metazoa; Mollusca; Bivalvia; Ostreida; Ostreidae
Exons: 3
Coding region: 135-1247 (370 amino acids)
Source: RefSeq, a predicted model, not a curated record
AGUGUUAAGGGAAGUUAAAGUGAUGAAAUAGGACGCCCAUUCAGCUGAAUCGUAAAAUAAAAGGACAUAUAUCAGUUUGGCAAAUUACCAUUUGCUUUUCAGAAUUGCCGGGCGAUCGUUCAGGGUCCAGCACAAUGCAAGGUCUCUUCUUGGUGAUUUUAGCGGCAGUUGCCUCCGUUCACGGAACCAGGUACAGAGGACCGCGAUUUAUCGAUCUCGGCAUCACGGGCGUUCUCAGACCGGUCAAUGCAGGUUACACUCGAGGAGCCCUCAGCCGACUCGAUUCCUUUGAUAGACUGACCAGAACCAGUAUCAGUGGUCCAACAUUUGUGUCCAGUGGUUUCAGCGGAGGUCUGACCGCUAGUCUCCGUUCGCUGGAUCCCCUAGGUGGCAGAAGAGCUACUGAAGUCAGGAGGACUAUUGCGCCACUAUCAGGUGGAAUUCAGACCUACGAGGAUAUAGGACUAUAUAAUGGACUGGAGGGCAGACUGAGUAGAGAGCCAUAUCUAGGACCAGACCACGGACCUUAUGAUGGACCAGAUAGCGGGCCUUAUGAUGGACCAAACAGCGGACCUUAUAAUGGACCAGAGAUCGGACCUUAUCGUGGACCAGAGAGCGGGCCUUAUCGUGGACCAGACAGCGGGCCUUAUGAUGGAGCAGACAUUGGGCCUUAUACUGGACCAGAGAUCGGACCUUAUCGUGGACCAGACAGCGAGCCUUAUGAUGGACCAGAUAGCGGGCCUUAUGAUGGACCAGACAGCGGUCCUUAUUCCGAAUUUAGUGGACCCUACUCAGAUUCUAGGGGGCCUUACGCUGGACUGAGAGGCGACACUUUCUCGGAUGACGGACUGGGGGUGAGGUUUGGAACUGGUCUUACAACAGUCAGAACGGGUAGAUUAACAGCAUUUCCCAGUCGGGUAGAGUCCACUCAAUAUUUUACCAGGCGAAGUCAGCCGUAUGACGGACUGAGAAGUUCUAUCAGAUAUUCAAACAUUUACCCCGCCCAUAGAUCAGACCGAUUAUACUUUAAUCCGUAUGCAAGAUUGGGUUCCAGACAUAGAUUUGAGUUUGGUACAUCUGACAGAGGUACAUUCGAAUCAGCUCUCUCUGGGGAUAACUCUGAUGACUUUGACCUUGGAGGAAGGUCGUUAGCUGCAGCAGGAAGUGACUUUGUCCGUACCGCCGGAUCAGUCGGUUCAUCAGGGAAAUACACCAUCAAAGACCCCAAACUCGUUCCGAACUUCUAAGACCCACGAGCAAGGAUUUGUUUGGAAUCACGUGACCAUUUAGUGGACUACGAAGAUACACCAUUAACAUUGUACUUAUCAUUUUAUCAGACGCCCGGGGAUUUAUGAAUAAAAUCUUUAGCACAA